AUGGAGUGGAUAAUUUAUGCUUUAGCACAGGCCUGUAAAUUGUUGAAAAAUGCAACUGUGGUGGAAGAUCCUGAAUUCACAGACGUUAUUGAAAAUAUAACUGUUCCGGCUGGAAGAAAUGUUAAAUUGGCGUGUUCUGUUAAAAAUUUGGGCACUUAUAAGGUUGCCUGGAUGCAUUUCGAGCAAUCAGCAAUUUUAACAGUCCACAAUCAUGUAAUUACAAGAAAUCCAAGGAUCAGUGUUUCCCAUGAUAAACACAGGACUUGGAAUUUACAUAUAAGCAAUGUUCAGGAAGAAGACCGUGGACGUUACAUGUGCCAAAUUAAUACUGUAACUGCAAAAACACAAUUUGGAUAUUUGCACGUUGUCGUUCCCCCAAUGUUGUGGAUACCCCACCAGCUGGUAGGGGCGCCUCUGGCUUAUAGUGUGACCCUGGAAUGUUUUACAGAGGCGCAUCCGACGUCCCUGAAUUAUUGGACCAGAGAAGACGGUCAUAUGAUACACGAGUCGAGGAAAUACAAGGCCGAAUCGACCUUAGGGUCUCCUUCGUAUAAGAUGCACAUGAAAUUGACAAUUAUGAAUAUCCAACAUUCUGAUUAUGGUACUUACAAAUGUGUUGCCAAAAAUCCGAGAGGAGAAACCGAUGGGACGAUACGUCUAUACACUUCAAGUCCACCAACGACCUCACCAGGACCUCCAACCACCGAAGACCCAUCUUUGACCAGAUGGGGCGAAAAUACUGGCAACAAUUCUGUUUAUGGUCAUCCCUCCAGUUUGAUUAAUGUCAACCUACAGGAUAAAGGUUCAAAAUACCAGUCGAAUCUGAACGAAAUCGACAGAUCGGAACGAAAAGGCAGUGGUUCUCAAACUAAUGGCCAAAGUAGCAAUAAAGGAGCCGCAAGCGGCGACGACGAUUGGCCCAAUCAGCACACCAGCGCUGCACAAGGACAGAACUUAAAAUUCGCCUGA
Molecule: messenger RNA, 969 nt
Organism: Ctenocephalides felis (cat flea)
Lineage: Eukaryota; Metazoa; Arthropoda; Insecta; Siphonaptera; Pulicidae
Product: protein CEPU-1-like
Cellular component (GO): neuron projection
Source: RefSeq, a predicted model, not a curated record